UCGACGCUGGUACCGCUCUACAAGCACCUGAUCAGAAGAGAAGACAGAUGAUAAACAAGUACUAAUACAGACCACUUUGCACAACACAGAGUGGAUAUCCGUCGGCCGAGCCUCGCCGACACCCUGCAGCUCUUAUGCUAAACACGGCAUGGCAGAGAGACCGGACAAUGAGGUGGAGGAGGCUGACCACAUCUACCUGCUCAUGAAAGAGGACUACCGGAUCUCUAGGAAUGUGCGACUGGCGUGGUUUCUUAGUAAACUUAACCAAAUCAUCUGUCCGGCUUCAAAGCCUGAAGUGCUGCACUCUGAAAAUGAACUGGACCUGCUUAGCAUCUUACCUAAAGGAUGGCAGCCAGAUAUCUCCCCAACUUCACACCCAUGCAUACUGAUGCCUUCCACCCGGGCCACCUUCCUGGCCCGGAGGUACCGCUUCAUCAUCGAGCUGGACCUGAGUCCCUCCACAGGGAUUGUGGAUGACAGCACAGGCGAGAUGAUCUUUGAUGAGGUCUUCCACGCCUUGUCCAGGUGUCUGGCUGGUCUGGUUCAACCAUUCAGAGUCCCUGGAACAGAUCGAUUUUUCAAGCCUAAGAUCUUCAUCACCAUCCUUGCAUAUUCCUCCAUCAUUGGCCUCCCUUCACAUCAGGUUUUGGUCCAAGGAUGCCAGCUUGAUAAAACAGACCUGGAUGAGUUCUUGCAUCACAUCUACCAGCAGCUCAGAGCGUUGGAGAGUAGCAUCGCAGAAGUCCUGCAUCAGCAGCACGAACAGUGCGUGGAGCCGUCACAGAACUCAAGUGACCAGAGCAGCGGCUUGGACGAGCACCCCCACCGGACGCAAAGUGUUUCCAUGGUGUCAGCUGAAAUGGGGCUGGUCAGCAUGGUACGCCAGGGCAUCCUGGCCCUUCAGCUGCUGCCUCCCAACUCCAGUGCAGGCAUCAUUAUAAUCACGGACGGGGUCACGAGUGUUCCUGAUGUGGCCAUGUGUGAAACCCUGCUGAACCAGCUCCGGAGUGGAACCAUCUCCUGCUCCUUUGUACAAGUUGGCGGGGCGUACUCCUACGACUGCAGCUUUGGCUAUAUCCCCAACGUCGAGCUGAUGAAGUUCAUCUCAUUAGCCACUUUUGGCUCCUACCUGCCCAGCUGUCCUGAAGUGGACCUAAACAGCGAGGAGAUGAAUGCCUACCACAAAGCAUUUCUAACAUACUCCUUCCUCAAGAGCCCCGAGUCCAUGAACUCAGAGUAUUUCUGUGUUUCCCAGCACAAGCUGUUCAACGAGCACCUGGUGUCGGCCAGUGGAAACCCUGCUCUGGUCAUGAGGAGGAAGAAGCACACGGAGAAGGAGGUGCAUGCUCAUCUAAUCAGCGUGCUGUCUGUGAGACUGAGAGAGGGCUACACCAUCACUGACAUCAGCCUCACUAAAGGUGGGACUCAGCUGGAGGUGAAGCUCGUGCUCUUAUGGAAACACAACAUGCACAUUGAGUAUCUCGCGGCUGCCUCCUGGCCACUGGACCCCUCCAAGAGAACCACCAGAGUGGAGGUGACGAUGGAGGGGAGCUACGACAUCUUGCACGACAUCAGCUGCACCCAGAGGAAACCCAUCACCAGCCAGUACCGCACCUCUGUCAUCCGGCGCUUCUGGAACACACUGCAGAGCAUCAACCAAACUGAUCAGAUGUUGGUGCACCUGCAGUCGUUUAACUCGAUGCCUGAGAACUACAUGAUUCCUGAGAGCACCAAAAAUGGAGUUCCCCUGUUCUACAUCCCUCCUGGCUCCACCACUCCGGUCUUGUCUCUGCAGCACAGUGGAUCCAAAGAUUCCUCUCAGUCCCAGUUUGCAUCAUACUGGAAGCCCAUCCUCUCCAUGGACGCCAACUUCUGGCAGAGAUGGCUACACAUGCAUCGCAUUGUCAUCAUCCUUGAGCAUGAUAUGCCUGUCCCCAAACAUCUGCACACACCUGGGAACAACGGGCGCUACAGCACCAUCCAGUGUCGCAUCUCCCACUCGGCCCUCACGUCACUGCUGAGGGACUGCAGCAGCUUCGUGCUGGUGGAGGGUUACUCGUAUGUAAAACUCAUAUACAGCAGCUCUUCUGAUCAGCCUCCCACCUCCUUCUACUUGGUGCGUGUCAUCUCAAAGACCCCCUGCAUGGUCCUGCGUCUGGGUUUCCCCAUCGGCACACCGGCCCACAUUAGGAACAAGAUUGUGGAUGAGCUGCGAGAGCAGAUCCUCAAGCUUCGCUUCCCUCAUCGUGUUCAGAACAAAGAGGCAACACCCAAAACCAAGAGGAAGGCUGUGGGCCACCCGUCUCCAUCCAAGUCUCCCUCCAUCCCUGCUCCCAAGCCUGCGCUCUCUGACAGACCCUGUGUGGUGGUGGUCAGUAAGCCUCUGGAAAAGCUGCUAAUCAGGUAUGACAAGCUUCCUCUAGACUUCAGGACUCCCUUCAUCUUCAACAUGGAGACCUUCCCACUGCCCUCCAACACCGCUGCACCCCUCAGCGUGGCAGCAAACCGCACAGCCUCCUCGACGCUGGCCUCUCUGUCACGUUACUUCCUGCACCAGCGUUGGGUGUGGGCCGUGCAGAGCAGCCAGGGACCGGCUGUAGCCAUGCAGGCUGUUGCCCAUAUCCUGUCCGUGCUCUCGGAGAUCCGCCUGUCAGAAGGCUUCAACUUUGCUGCCAGUGGCGAGGGCAUUAUAAACCUGGUGAUCGAGCUGCCAAUGAAGGGAACAUCAGGAGACGUGGACAGAGAGAGUCACUCUUGUAUUGUUCAGUAUAUCCUGUUUCCCCCUCACUCUACCUCAACGAAGGACAGCUUCUCCACCGACGACGACAAUGACACCGAGGUGGAGGCAGUCGACCUGGACACGGAGCUGAACCUCGUGACCGAAUGCUGGGUGGAACCGCAGUGCGGCACGGUGAACUGCACGGAUCAGCACCGCUCCUUUCAGGGCCUUAAGUACCAGGAGCUCCCUCGAGCAAUCUUCCCGAGGGACUUGGCCUGCAUGUCCACCAUGAUGACCUUUGAAUAUCUGAGCCAGCUGUGUCAGAAUAAGGAUCAGGUCUGCUCUCUGCCAGCUGGACUCAAGGAUGCACAAGGAGAACAUCUGGUCUCUGAGGAGAGCAUCCACAUGGUCCCUUUCCAGUUUGACCUCAUUAAGCUGCUCCCAAAAUGCCAGCAGGUUGAGCUGUUUUUCGUCACAUUCAGCACAGCGACGGGGAGUGAGGAGCAGAUGAACAGCUCCCACUGCCUGCCCAAUGAGCUCCUGCUCAGCCUCUUCCACACCAGCCUGGAGAACGAGCUGAGUGACAGAGAGAUCCCGUUAGCUGACGGGGACCACGUCGCCUUCAUGCAUCACAUCUUGGAGCGGGAACGAGACGGCCACGUCGCUCCUUUCUCCCUGCCGGUUAUUAAAGAGGAGUGCGUCAAGCCUCCAGAGAAACAGGACACGGUGACGUCAUUCUACACGGCCGGCAGCAGCAGAGAGGUGAUGGGGUCAACCAGCACUUUACAGAGUUUCAGCAAUGCAGACCUUGUGGAUGAAGAGCCCCUGUUGUUGGAGAGCAGCUGCUCUGCGCCACAGUGGAGAUGUUAUGCCAAGUGCAUCAGCUCCCAGCAUCUAAUCCUCACCUUCCUUCCUGCUACCUUCACAGAUGUUCUGAUGUUGAUGGCUUCAGGAGAGACCGAGCCUCGGAGUAAUGUGAGCACACAGGAGGACGACGCUUUGACCCCCAGCAACAAAUCUCAGGCUGACUCUUUGUCUGGAUCCACUGGUGGCUUUGAAGGGUCCGAGUCUGGACUCAGCCUGCGCUCUAGUCGGCGACUGAGCUCCAGCACCGCCAGGUCCCCUGUGCUCUCAUCUCCAUCUGAUGGCCAGACUGGAGCUGCUGACUCCCAGACCCUGGAGCAGAACAGCUGGGACAGCAGAGGCUCAGAGAUGGAGAGUUGGAUGCCGGGCUCAGAUGCUGCAGAAAAAGAAGGAGUCCACUUCUCUGAGCCACACAAGUCAGACUUCCAUAUCAGCCUCAGCAGACAGCUUUCCCAGCAGAGCACUGGUGACAGCAGCCAGCUGAAGUGUCCAGUUUACGUCUACAACUGUUCACUGGAGAAUCUGAAAGAGCAGCUGGUUCACCCAAACUCCAGCCGCCAACCCAGGGACGUCUUCUUCAGAGCCCGAGAUGCAGAGUCCUGGGAGAUGUGUCAGCAGAUGAAGUUCAGCAGGUCUCUAUCUCAGGAUCGCAGCAGUCAGUCUCCUUGGACCGACCUCCUGUCUCAGCCUCACAAACACAAGGAGCUGGCCAACUACUGCAGCAUGCUGCAGGAGCAUUACCACCAGAGCUACGUCAAAGGUGUAUACCGCAGCCUGCAGCAGUCCUACAACAUCAGCUCCCAGGACGUCCUGAUGGCGAUGGACUACUGUGAAGAAUCGCUGCAGGAGAUCGACAUCACCUCCUUCCUGCAGACGCUAUGUGGACACAUCAGGGUCUUCAGGGAACACGGCAAGACUCCAGGAUGGGGAGGAGGGCCUCUGAAAGCUUCAAGGAGCCCUGCCACGUUUAUCCUUGGUGAAGCUGAGGGGGAGCAACUCGAUGAUAAAGUGGCCUCUUCAUGCAGUACUGAAGUGGAGGACACCAGUGAGGCUGAAUCCAGAGGAGUUCCUGAUUCCUCUGCUCCUACAUCUCCACCGAUCAAGGAAGAGCCCAAGAAAGGAGCGAUAGCAGAAUUCCCUCUGACGCUGCUGCAGACACAACCCGCGUGUGACGUGUAUCCAGAUCUGCACAAAAUAAUACAGGAUAAAUUCAUGGAGAUCCUUUCUCAGUAUUUCAAAAGUGUUCCCUCCAACCCACACUACUUCUACUACUCUCCACCUUCAUCCAAGAAAGAGGAGUCGGAGGACGGCGAGAUGAAAAGACGGGCGAGUGAAGAGCUGCUGUCAGAAGCUGAGCCCGCCACUGAAGACGAAAAUGUGCCGUCUUCCUGCAUAAUGACGGAGAGCGACACAGAUCUGGUGGUGGAGUAUGAGGAGCACCCAGGCAGCAGCUCCCAGGGAGAGGGUGAGGACCAGUCCCUGUCUGACUCCAACACUGUGAACCAGGACCAGGACUCGUUCAGCAUCCUGGAGGGAGAGUCCCUGCUGGAGAACGAGGCCCCACAGCUGGACAUGCCACCACUGUUUGUUCACAUCACCUGCUCUGUCAACAUGAAGAGCUGCCAUGGCUCCGUGCCCAUGCAGACGCUGCCCACGUGCCUGGGUGAGGUCAUUUCCUGCCUGGAGAAUGCUGAGGCGGUGCAGUCUGUAGAUCUGAACGAACUCUCGGUCACGCUGGAUAUUUUUGUUCUGACGCUGCCUCUGGAGAUCGAAGCCAUGGCGGACUUCCAUCAUAACAGGUACACCUCAGAGAGCAGCAUGAAUCGUUCACCAGGGCAGCCCUCCUCCUAUCGCUCUGACGAGGAGCUGAUGGCCGUGCUGGACAGUCUGAGGGGAGGAGGUGUCAACGGCAUCUCUGGUGACCCCUUAUCCAAACUCCCACUUCCCCACAAGUUGGCAAUCCUGGCCACAAUGGACGAGAUCCGCUGGCUGCUGGAGGAUGAGAUCGUCUCUGCUCUGCGUCACUCUCGGGUCAUCGGCCCGGCCACGCUGCAGAAAGUGGCGGAGCACGUUUUACGCUCCAGCGGUCGACCGCACUGUCACUGUGAGGAAGUCCCGCUUCAGUUUGUCUUUGGGCCUGAACAGUCGCUGGAAAAAUUCAAAGAGGAGUUUCGUAGGAUGUCUUUCUCUGGCUAUGUGUUAAAUGGAGAACAGGCCGGCUUCUACUAUAUGUCUCUGAGCAGACUGCACCCUCAGAGGAUCCGAGAGACCGAGAGGCUGUCUGAGAGCACUGCAUCCCCCCCACAACAGCCUGCUGCCGCCACCAUAUCCUGCAGUGCUGCAGCUCAGGCGGAGACCACGACGCUCGAGAGCGAAGCAGAAGCUCAGGCCGACAGUGAGAGUGAGGACAGGAAGCCAGUCAGUGUUGCUGCUGAUGCUCUCAGUGACACGACUCCGGACGCUGGUGAAUCAGUUGCAGCCUUGAAGCCUGAAGCAGAUGACUCUGUUAGCAUGGUUGGGGACAGAGGUCAGCCCAGUACCCCCCAGCUGCAGGCAGAGAGCUGCACAGAGGCCAGCUCACCCCCAAAGACACCCUCGAGUGUCAGCCUGGCUGAGUCCGUGCAGUCGGCCUCUCACAGUGGCGGCAAACUCAGGCCGAGUCGAGUCCAGAGUGUCGUCUCCAGCCAAGGCAGCCUGGACUCAGACAUGCAGGGUUAUGAUGGUGGCAGCAGCGACUCUGAGUGUGAGAGCUCCACCCUGGAUGAACAGGAGUGCCAGGCCCGGCUUAUGCCAGACUUCUGGCUCAUUGUUAAGAUCCACCAGGACAGAGUGACGGUGUACUCCCACUCCAGAUGCUUCAGUGAGGGAAAAGAGGUCGGCACCGAGGAGCUGGAGAAGAAGGAGGAAGAGCAGGAGUUGCCUGAAUGCUUACAGCUGCAUCAAAUGGUGGUCAGGAAGAUCGGAGAAAUGUGCAGAGUUGUGAAUCAGCGUAUGCUGCUCCAGGACCUGCACGACAGCCAUCUGUGUAACAAGCUGCUGGUGGCUGAGAGUGAGGAAGACAUCUGGAAGAGUGAGCCUCACUGCAGGCAGAGGCUCAACACCGCUGAUGACUACAGCACAGAGGAGAGCUACCAGGCCAGAGAUUAUCUGGCUGCUACCAUGCAGUUUAUCCCAGGGCACUUUGCCUGCGAUGUGGUUUGGCGCACAAUCAUCCACAUUCACCCCCGCCUCAAGAUGGGACCCAACAUGGGAGUGGCCAGAGCGAUCCAGGCCCUGCGCUCUGUGUUGAAUGCCUUCUGCGUGGUCAACAGGAAGAACAUGUUUGUCUACCAGGAGCGUUCCACUAAAUCAGUCUUCUACCUCAGACUCUGUGAAACGUCACUAACAGGGAAGUACUCCGACAUGGACGGGAACCUCCACGUGCCUCGCUGCAUCGGGCUCGCCAGGAGUCAAGAGCCUUCGAUGUCCGAGGACUCUGUAGGCUCCAGGUCUUCUUUGGAGGGCUCUCGGCCAGUUGGACAAGUAGAUAAGCACAUCCUGCUGCUGGUGCAUGGAGUGGGAAGUGCAGGUCCAGAGAUCACAGACGAGCUGGUGAAGGUGCUGCGUAAGCGCCUGGAUGAAACCACCUUGGACAUCAUCACUGUCAUGCUUGUCAGGAACUGCAAGCUGACGCCAGCUGAUGUGGAGUUCAUCCAGCCGUCAGGAUCUCCAGCCACUGAGGUGAUGACCUUCAGCCUCCCCCAGUACUGUCUGCCCUGGCUGUCCGCUGUGGCUCACUACCUCAAACAGAACCUCCUCAUCUUCCUGCACGUGCCCAAGUACACGGACAUGAACACAGCACAUCACUUCAAGCACUACUUUCAUUUGAGCAGUGACACGGCUGACGGUGAUAUCUACCUCUACAAUAAGCCCGGAGGCCAGGGGACGGGAGGCAAAGGUAUCGCCUGCAUCGCCCUCUCCUUUGUCGAUGCCCACGGUCGGCCCCUUCAAGUUCCAGCUCAGGGCGGUGCCGCCCUGCAGAAGUCCGAGAACUGCUCCGUCCCCCUGCACCCGGAUCGCUUUAAUGAGCUGACCGCUGUCGUCAAAGUGGAGUCCAUCAUUAGCGGCUCAGAACCACAGCUGUAUGUCCGCUUCGACAUCUGGGAGCAAGGCAACAUUAGCCCCUUACAGCUGAGUGACAAACUGCAGGGGGCACUGCGCCACGCACUGUGUGAUGUUGUCAUGGAGCUGAGAGUAUUGCCAAACCCUCUUUGUGUCAGGGUCCUCUGCCCAGCAACGAAAGCUCAGAAAGAAGAGGCAAAAGGGCUGCUGAUUCCUUUGGCUGAGGCGAGAGAAGUGAAGGACAGCCCCAGGCAGCGCAGUGGCUCAAGGGUUUUUAAAACCAGUCCAUCUCCGAUCAGCUUAAUCCAAGCUGUAGGAGGCGCCCCCACGACAGGAAGUAGCACACCCGAGUCCACCACGCCUACUGGCAAAAGCACUCGCCGCAGCUUCUGGGACAUACUGAGUAAGCCAGACUCGGCCGAGCUCGGGAGCCCCAAGACGACAGACGACAUUGUGCAGGAGAAAGGCGAGGAGGGCCGAGCAGCGCGCCGCAGACACAAGACGGAGAAUGUAAAGCAGCAGUGGAGCCAGGACAAGACGGUGGCUGUGGAGCUAGAGCAGACCCAGAGGAGGCAGCUGUCUCAGUUUGAGGAGGGAGAUGCAGGCACUCUGGACCCCAUUUACCAAGAUAUCUGCCAGCCGUGGAUAACUUUCAUGGCCAAACUUGGUUGCCCCUCCAUUCAGCAGUGUACCACUAAAACGGCCUCACACUUCCUGCUGCCUUCCAUCUUGGCAGAGAUUGUCAGUUUGGUCAGUUCGCUGGCCGCCGACACAACAGUGAAGACAUUUCGAAAGACGAGCUGCCCCACAUCUGGAGACCAUUUUGUGCCGCUCCCUCUUGGCCAGAACCUCAGCCAACCACCGGACGCUGUGAGGAGCUUCAUUCUCAUCGGCCGCAACUUCCAUCAGUGGCACUACAGCACAGAGCAAGAAGACAGUUCAGAUGAGGAAAACAGCCCAGUGCUAAAUAGGUUCACACCUCAUAAAGGCUUCCAGCGCUUCGAUGCUCUGGAGCAGAGCGAUUCGGUCGGUCCGAGCCAGGCUGGGGUGGGAAUGGCUCCUCGCCAGAGGUUCCUCUUUAUCAGCAUCCUGGACAAAGAGGUGACGCUGUACAGCUACAACUGGUCCGUGGAUCUGGGCGCCUCUCUGAAUCGCGAGCUGGUGCGUCUGGUGAAGUGGCAGAAUGCGAGGGCUCACGUCGUCCACUGCCUGUUCAAUCAGAAGAUGGGUCUCUUCCAUCACUACUGCUUUUCCGAUGCUCCCAUCCAUGAAAUAGACUCCAAGCAGGAUCCCAACCCAUUCCUCGGUCCCUCCAUGGAGCCUGAUGCAUUGCUGCGUAGCGCAGUCCCUCCUCUGCCCAGUAAAGAGCAGGGCAGACUGGGAAACUCUGGUCGAAGUCUUGCUCCCCUCCACUUUCCCUCAGAGUUGCUUCCCUUUGAUGAAGCUCUGAGGGACGUCUGCACCAUUCGGCCUUUGAUGGACGGAGAUGUGGUGGCUCGACAUGGCAGCCAGCUGUUGGAGAUCAAAGCUGCUGAGCGGAGAGAAUUAGAGAAGCAGAUGAAGAUAGAGAACCUGUUCGUGACCUGGCAGCAGAGGUCAGCACAGUCCAACAUGCCCAUUUCAGGGACAGAUUUGGAGACUCUGAAGCAGUCGUCCCGACUGGUCCACUACUGUGCCACCCCUCUGCUCUUUGACCCCGUCUUCCGCAAGCAGAUCCAAGAGGAACAGAUUAUUCAGCCUCUAGAAAAGAAAAGGCAUCGCUCCAGUGAUUCCACGGCAUCAGGUCGGGACCGCAGCUACAGCACAGACUCAGCUGACAUGCUGCCCGGCCGACUGAAGGAAGAGUCCUGGCUGCUUGAAAUUUCCAGCACCUUCCUUCAGCAGUAUGUCCAAUACCUGCAGAGCAUGGGCUUCAUUUUGGUGCAGGUCCGGCCUCAGUCUCCAGCUCGCAGCAUCGCCCGCGCUCGUGCUGCCAUGUUGAACUCUAUGUCAUCAGAAGGCAGGAUGUCUUUUUCUUAUGUGAAGCAGAAGAGCGAGGACAGCCCUAAGACUGCGGCGUCUGGGACCACCGCAUAUCACCUGCAGAGGGCGCUGCCAGGAGGAAUCGUGUUGAUGGAACUGGCUUUUCAGGGCUGUUACUUUUGUGUGAAGCAGUAUGCACUGGAGUGUUCCCGUAUUCCCAUGGGCCAGACCGUCAACUCGCAGGGCAGCCUCCUCACCAAACCUCGUUGCAAGCCGUUUCCAGAUGCCACACCAGUAUCUGACUGUGCGCUCUCCAUGCUCUUCACUGAGGAGUGUGAUAAAGUCAGGGACACCAUGCACGUUCACUCCUUCAGCUACGACUUCCACCUGCGAGUGGUUCACCAGUACCUGGUCGGCUGCCACAUGACGCUACGGCAAGGCUACCAGCUCACCGACUUCCUGGACGACUUCAUCUCCCAUCACCCGGACAUCCCCAAGUUCGGCCGCAACCACGUCUUUCAAGGGAGCUUCUCCAUCUCCACGGGGAUGAUAACAGCUCACCAGCUCUACAACUACAUCACCGACCACGCCAGCACGUAUGGCAUGAAGCCGCUCCGCAUGUCGAAGGCUGCGGUCGCCACUGACAACAAGAAGGCGAUGCCUGACCUUCACGAGUAUGCCCUGGUGGCUCUGUGGAACAGUUCGGGCUCCUACAAGGAUCUGGACGGUCUGCCCCACCACGAUGACUUCGAUGUUUCCCUGGUGGUGUGUCACAACGCUGCUCCGUUUGAGGAGCAGUCAGACGGGGAGAGGCAUCUGCUCAGGCUACGCUUCUACGUGAUCAUGACCAGUCAGCGGGAGCUAUUCCCACGCCUCACUGCAGACAUGCGCCGCUUUAAGAAGCUUCCUCAAAUCCACCGUGAUCCCGGAGAGCUGGGGGGACGGCUCUCCCAGGAUCGAGCAGAGGCUUCUGGGUCACGUGGUUCUGAGCAGGACCUCUGGGAGGAGGGUUCGUCUGAAGCUUCAGCACCCUUGGCUCCAAGUGAUGGCAACGAGUUUUACCCUCUGACAGGCGGUGGACCAGAGGCUCAGGGGCUCCUCUACGCCUCCCCUCUGUUCCCUCUUCUCAACAACGAGGUGGCGUCUGCCCGCAGACAGAUCCAGAUCAGCGUGGAGCAGGCCAUGGGUCACUGCCGCAGGGACAACCUGUGGAGGAGGCUGUUCCACGGCGAGCAUGUGGCCCUGGAUAAACUGAAGCUGGCCAAGUUGUCGUUCAGCGAGCUGGAGGAGCUGCUGGAGGCUGUGCAGAGCCGAUCAGUGGGGGAAAUCGACCCGCAGCUGGACUGUUUCCUGACCAUGGGUCCAGCCUGGUACCAGAGUCUCAUCAAGGUCCUGCUCAGUCGCUUCCCUCAGAGCUGCAGACACUUUGACGACAACGGCAUCCAGUAUCUGGCUGUUCUGAACCAAAAGUUCACCGACUGCUUCGUUCUGGUAUUUCUGGACAACCAAGCUGGAAAAACUAGUUUAAAGGUCGUGUUUCGGGAGCCGCUGCCGUUGCAGCCGCAGGCCGGCAGCAGCCCCCCUCCUCAGCUGGUGUCCAUGUAUCAUCACCUGGAGUCUGUAAUUAACACCGCGUGCUACAAUCUGUGGACCGGACUGCUAUAGCACCCGGACCCGAGUCGUGUCUUUAACACGAGACAAAUGGAAAUGAGAAGAGAAGCUUUCUGCAUAACGCUGAGCUCACUGAGUGGGAGCAGCGACAUACUGGACUCAUGUGCAAGAAACAGUUUUAAAUGUUGAGGAUCAUAAAGUUGAGCAGACACUACGAUGGGUUCCCUCGCAGUUACUGUACGAGCCUUCAAACAGCACCUUCCUUACCACUAUUGUCAAGAGUCAGACGGGCGAUCAACAUCCAGAUAAAGAGAACUGCAGGCUGUAUGCACUUAUGGGUUGGGACAGUCCCUUUAAAUCACAACGUACAAAAUCCUGUUUAAAAAGUGAUGUUUUAGAUCUUUGUAGCAGGUGAGACAUGUCAGCAAUAUCUCACAUCCUGGAACAGAUUCAAAAAGGGGCUGAGGAUGAAGAUUUGGCCAAAGCAGCAUCACUGGCUCCUGGUUCCUCGAGGAACUUGAGGUCAUUUGCAGUUCUUGAUAAGAUAAUAUGUAGCAUAUAUCAAACUGAGUCCUACUCAGUCCAAAUACUUGGGGCGGUCUGAGCUGAGUAGGUGAGAUGAUCUACAGCUUUUCAGGGCUCAUAUCUUUAACCUUUAACCUCCACCAACGUCGUGCCAAAUCCAGAACCAGUUUCACGUAUUUCCACCUCCCUAAAAAUGUACUGGUACUAGUAAGCAUGGCACCACAAACUGAUGAUGCCUUGCUGCCUCCAGUUCUUCCAGGAAGUGAGGAUGAUGAGACGUUCCCGAACAGCUCAGCUGUGUCCCGGGUCUGCAACGGGGUCUCCUCCUGGUUGGACGUGCCCAGAAAACAUCACCGAAGAGGAGACGACCUGAACCUCGUCAUCACAGACGCAAGAGCUCUGCUGCUUUGAUGGGAUGCUUUUGGUCACCAACCAAAGCUGGUGUCAUAGCUGAGAGUAAGGACAUACCUUCACCACCACAAGCUGCUGCAGCUCCAUCUGUCAAUCUGGAAACAACUCGGAGCAUUCGGUGCUCAAAGGCACAAAGGUAGAACGGGUGGACGACCUGGAAGGUGCUCUUUAACACAUUCUGAUGGAUAUGACACGGCGAGGACGCCGUCGAUGUACGGACAGAAACAUCGUGAGCGUGCAGCGGCUGUUUGACAUCAUUGAGCCUGAGUCAGUGGUCAGAAGGCAGCACUUACAUGCAUUCUGCACAAAUUUGAAGCUCCACAUCUUCACUAAUGUCUCAGCGUCGGUUUGGAUCUCGUGCCUUCUGACAGUAUUUAGCUUCACGCCACAUCAGUGUUAAAACAAGAAGAGACAGCCCAGAUGCCGGUGCGCAGAGUGGGAAGGCUUUUAUGUUCAAAUGCGUCAAACCUGUUUCCACUUGAACCCCACUGCCAUGUCUGUUGCCCUCAAGUGCCUUUCUCUGUUUAUUAUUUUCUCCCUUUUCCCUUUUUUCAUUCCCAAACCUGUGAAGUGACGCCGUUGUCGCUCUGGCAGGAGAUGUGUGGAAACACACUGCUGGUGUUAUGCAGCGAAAGUGCCUGAGUCAGUUUGGAGAAAUGUGACAAAAAUUGCCUUUCAUAAGCAGGAAAAUUGGUCAUAUUAACUUUGGUGAUUUGCGUAAUAACAUGCCACAUGUCAUCAGCGCCGGGUGGUGGUGUGUACUCUCACACAGUGUGGCUGGUAGUCAUACCUCAGCCUGGCACAGGACUGUUACAUCACAACAGGAAGGCUCCGUGUCCAGUGUGGCUCCUGUAGGAGUCGCACCCGUUCUGGGAGGGAACCAAACAGGUCUGAGCUUCACCAACUGAAGAGGACUGAAUGUUAAACACUGGAUUAUUCAUCAUGCAAAAUGUGAACUGUAAGCAGACAGCCCUGUAAAAUAAAACCUGCACUACCUGUGUCGUGUAUAUUGUGUAUAUACAGAACACUUUAUACAGUAUGUAAAGUUAAAUAAACAAGUUACAGAGUAA
Molecule: messenger RNA, 13263 nt
Organism: Maylandia zebra (zebra mbuna)
Lineage: Eukaryota; Metazoa; Chordata; Actinopteri; Cichliformes; Cichlidae
Gene: szt2
Product: SZT2 subunit of KICSTOR complex
Cellular component (GO): peroxisome
Source: RefSeq, a predicted model, not a curated record